GAGGGAGCGAGUGAGGGAGAGGGAGAGCGCAUGAGAAAGAAAGAGGUAGACAGAGAUGCAGAGAUCCAGUCAGUCUGCCUGUGCCGGUGAGGUGGUGUGUGGCAGUGCUGCUGUACAGUGUGGUCCGUUAGGACCAGGACUAACCCAUCAGGGACCACAGCACAACCCAGUCUGGAUCCAGAACCACAACCAGACACCAUGUCAGGCACCACUCCCGAGCCCGCUCCUCCGAGGGUCCACUCUAAAAAGGCUGGGAUCCGGGCCGCGGUGAUUCUAAUCGGACUUCUGCAAAAGUCGCGACGAGCGAAGGAGAGAGAGAGGGAGCAGGAGAGAGAGAGAGAGCGGAAGCAGGAACUGCUGACCAUCUCCAACGUGCCCUUGGGAGAUUGCCCCCCGUCGCCCCCCCGCACAGCCCCGCCCACCAUGAAGUCUGCCGAGUUCUUCGACAUGCUGGAAAGGAUGCAGGUAAGACUCCUCCUUCUCCUUCCUCUUUCUCUUCCUUCUCUGCUUCCUUCUCUUCUCUCUAAGUUCCCACUGCUGCUGGCAUGGACGUGGUGAUGAAAGCACGACACGUUCAUCACUUUCUGAGAUUUUAAUCAAGGGUCCUCCCCUAACGAGCAGAAGGGUCCGUUAUUAAGCCACAGGAGUUUGGAGGGGGAACGCGGGCCGCCCUUAAUUUGAGGAGCCGAGAAACACCGGGUCCAAUCUCUGGUCCUGAUUGAGUAAUGAGCCAAACCAGACCAAGUUAACGAGCUCCCUCUAAAAAAAACAUUGAUUUCUCUGACCUGUUCUGCUGCACUGUGUCUAUGGGGUUCUGGGAUCUUCUGUGGGAUUGGGGUUUUAGGCAGGAUGUGGGCAGGAAGAGGGUGGGUGGUGGUGGCAGCUCUGCCACGCCAAUUUGGGGACAGUGGGUGAGCUUUUGAAAGAAAGAGAGAGAGUGAGCGGAGGAGGACAGGAGAUCGAUAGCGCAUGAUAACAAGUGGGCGAGGAGGAAUGAGGACAGAGGCCACACAGGCCCGCUGCCACCUCUGAGCCAGUCCUUACCAGACCCCUCUCUGUCCCCACAGCGCCACAUCGACCUGCACUACUAACUAGACUAGAGUAAUCGAUGGCCGAACAGUUGAAAGGCCUCUAUCUGGAAUGGUUGAUCACAAAGCCCGUCUCAGAGGGAUCGAAGAUGGAUGUAUUAAGACAGACCCCUAGCUUUGAUCUAACCCAGCGGUGUUGACAAGUAGUCCCCCUCUGAGCUAUAGCGGUUCCCCCAUCCCCUCCACUGUCUGUCUCUCUGAGCUAGCCUGGUCCCUGAUCUGUUAUUGCUGUAUUGCCAACUCCUAUGGUCAUUGUCAAUACAGCACAAACAGAUCUGGGACCAGGCAGCAAGCAUCACUGGAGGAUGAGGACCAUUCAAACACAUGCAGAGAGUGCUUAGAUCAGGGCUGCCCAACCCUCUUCCUGGAGAUCUACUGCUCUAUGACUUUUCAGUCCAACCCUAAUUUAACA
Molecule: messenger RNA, 1500 nt
Organism: Salvelinus sp. IW2-2015
Lineage: Eukaryota; Metazoa; Chordata; Actinopteri; Salmoniformes; Salmonidae
Source: RefSeq, a predicted model, not a curated record